Porites lobata is the source of this 918-nucleotide messenger RNA. Lineage: Eukaryota; Metazoa; Cnidaria; Anthozoa; Scleractinia; Poritidae. The record is from the annotation of a GenBank genome assembly.
AGGCACGGAAAAUGUUCAAAGUGCUUCGGCAACUUGGAGAAAAAUCUUCCCCAACCGCCUAUAGACGAAAAACACAAACAGAGAAAUCAAGAGAUUCUCGAACGGAAGAGAAAACCAGCUAUCGCUGGAAGAAAAAUGUCUCGUAAAAUAAGCGGACAGGAAUCCUUUCAAAUCGCCGCGAAAUUAGCUUUGGAGCGUCAACAGCAGAAACAGGUGGAGGUGUUUGACUCGCAUGCUAUAGAUAUCACGCAGUUCAAAGAUACCGAUGAUUCAGAAAUCUUUCUCCCACGGCAUCUAAAGAAGCGGCAAAGCAGUCAGUCGUUAAACUUGAAUAAAAGCAACACUCUACAGUUUCAGCAACCAUCCGCACAAAAUGACGAGGGAGGUGAAAUGGAGGAGGUGACCGAGAGCGGAGAAGGUACUUUUGAAGAGUUGCGGCGGGCAUCGCUUGCCUACCGGAUUCUCGGGCCCCAGCAGACAUCGCCGCUUCAGAAUGAUACUCUUCAGGCGUAUUUCAAGUUCCGAACAGACAACAUGGCGAAAGAGGAUCGACUAAAGAGGGUACAAGCUACGGCGAAGAUAAGAAAUAUUGAAGAGGAAACCGUUAAUUCGCCAAGUUCGGUCCGUAAAGCAGCUGUUUCAAAUUCGCGUGCCCUGUUACCACCAUUAAAGAAACUUAGCUUCCAUGGAAACAGUGAUACAAAAUCAAAUUCGGUUAGUGCGGUUUAUCAAAAGAACAAAACGAGUGUAGAACGUCGUGGAAGACUGCCGAAGAUUGCUCGCAGAAAAAGCAAGGGAAAAGACGGGCUCAUUGGGCGUGAUCCUAGAUUUCAAAAACUUCUUUCUAGCCUGGUUCCGUUAUCUGAUAAGACUGAAGGCUUAACUCCUUUUAGUAGAAAAAGACAUUACACGAUGUGA